Camponotus floridanus (Florida carpenter ant) is the source of this 602-nucleotide messenger RNA. RefSeq lists its product as uncharacterized. The record is from RefSeq and is a predicted model, not a curated record. The transcript has 2 exons. The coding region runs from base 63 to 473 and encodes 136 amino acids. NCBI's taxonomy places the organism in Eukaryota, Metazoa, Arthropoda, Insecta, Hymenoptera, Formicidae.
AUCUUAUUUAUCUAUUUAUGUAUUCCGUUUGCCUAUGUGUGUGAUAUUGUAAUGAUGCAAAAAUGUUAGGCAAUAUUAGAAAUGGUUUUUCUCUCUUAUCGCGAGAUAAAAAUAUAUUAUUUAAAAGAAACAAUUUAUCACAAGUAAUAUUUAAUAUUAGAAAUAAACAAAGUACUGUAUCUACUAAAAAUCAACAUGGAGCGACAGAAACUGAUAAUGACGAUGUUAAUGAUGAACCUAUUAAAUUCUCUUCUUCAAAAGCUGCCUCUAUGAGAAUAAACGAAUAUCGUCAACCAUCUGAAUAUGAAGAACCAUGGUAUCAAAUAUAUAGCAUAGUGUUCAGCUUGGCUGCUUUUCUAAUAUAUUUCUGUAUCUUAAGAGAGGAAAAUGACAUCGAUUCGAUACUCUACACUAAUUUGGAAGAUACACUAAAAAAAGUCGAAAAAUCAACACAAAAAGAAGCUAAAUCAUGAUAGUUUUAAGUAUAUCACCUUAGCUUAUUUUAUGUAAUAUUAUUGUCCUUGUUAUGUAAUAAAAUAAUUAUUUGUUCUUCAUAAUUUAAUAUCUUUUUUUCUAUAACAGAUAUAAUAGAUGUUAUAAUA